This is a messenger RNA of Coffea arabica (coffee), 1501 nucleotides long. The record is from RefSeq and is a predicted model, not a curated record. Lineage: Eukaryota; Viridiplantae; Streptophyta; Magnoliopsida; Gentianales; Rubiaceae.
CUAGUUGCUCUUAUAUUCAAUUGUCAGGGAUUCAAUGCAACUCUGACUGAACCAGUGGAUACUCCUGGAAGAAGGAUUGAUCAAUUCAAAGAAAUGGAGGUCAAACUGCAUCCAGAUUUAAAAGAACCUUUGAACAAGCUAUGCAAUGAUCCAAAGACCACCGUGGUUAUCCUCAGUGGAAGUGAUAGAAAAGUACUUGACGAGAAUUUUGGUGAAUAUAACUUGUGGCUGGCGGCAGAACAUGGGAUGUUUUUACGCCGUACAAAGGGAGAUUGGAUGACAACAAUGCCUGAAAAUCUCCAUAUGGAUUGGGUGGAUAGUGUGAAGCAUGUCUUUGAGUACUUUACUGAGAGGACACCACGCUCUCAUUUUGAGCUUCGUCGAACUUCACUUGUGUGGAACUAUAAACAUGCAGAUGUGGAGUUUGGGAGGCUGCAAGCAAAAGAUUUACUGCAGCAUCUCUGGACAGGCCCAAUUUCAAAUGCUUCUGUGGAUGUUGUCCAAGGUGGGCGAUCAGUUGAGGUCCGAGCGGUGGGUGUGACCAAGGGUGCUGCAAUUGAUCGAAUUCUGGGGGAAAUUGUUCACAGCAAUGAUGUCAAAGCACCAAUUGACUAUGUACUGUCUGUUGGACAUUUCCUACCUAAGGAUGAAGAUAUAUACACAUUUUUCGAGCCAGAGCUUCCUGUUGGAGGUGCUACCACUUCAAGAGCAAAGAUAAGUAAGCCAAGAAACCAAACUGCUUCAAAAAUUUCAGCACAAAAGAGCAGCUUCGGGCCCUUUGUCCAGAAAGCCCCUCAAGCUUUUUCAUCGUCAGAGAAAACAACAACUAGCAAUGGGAAUGGGCACUGGUGGUCAAUGAUGCGCGAUAGAUUGACAGUGCAUGAAGGCUCAUCAGUUCUUGAUCUUAAGGGUGAGAAUUAUUUCUCUUGUGCAGUGGGACGAAAGAGAUCAAGUGCCAGAUAUCUUCUUGGAUCACCAGCUGAUGUAGUAUCAUUGCUGAAGGAGCUGGCAGAUAGUUUAUCACAGAGCUAGAUUCAGCCUUACCAUUGCUGUUUCUAUCACAGAAAGUUUAAGAGCCUCAACAAAGUAUGCUUGUGUGAAUGAUGGUUUUAGGAGAUACUUUUCAGGAAUCAAGAGUACAGAGAGCAAACUUGGACGUCCAAGUACUUCAACAAUUCUUUCACAUAGCGUCCGGAAGCAAAUGGAGACUACAUCCGGUAGGAUGAUAUGAAUUUUGGAGUUUGAUCCAUUCAGAGAGACACUGUAUUUCAACUUUGUAUUGAAUGGGAAGUAGAAAUUUUCUGGAUACAGUUUUCCUCGCAUUGAUGCAGAUGUUGGAUACACUGAAAUAAUAUUAUUCUGGUUUUUAUCUUGAUCCCAAUUGACAAAGCAGAAGGCAAAAAUUGGAAUGUGCUUUGCUUUUGCAUAAAAGUUUCGUUAUACAAACAGAUGUACCUUACAGUUUAAUUGUUUCAACUGUCAUGAUAUGCUGCUCACAAGA